Molecule: messenger RNA, 474 nt
Organism: Soboliphyme baturini
Lineage: Eukaryota; Metazoa; Nematoda; Enoplea; Dioctophymatida; Soboliphymatidae
Source: the annotation of a GenBank genome assembly
AUGUUUUUGAUAGAACGUCAUCCACAGAAACCGACUGUGCUGAUCUGCGGAUUUUCUGAAUGGGUAUCGAAGAUGAUCGCUGACGGUUUCUUUGUAGCUGCUUCGCGGUUCUUCAGAACUGAAGGAAACGUCUCACAGGAUUUUCAAUUGGUCCUCGAUUUGUACAACGGCUCCUGGCAAGGUAUUGCUGAUUCGUUACGUGCACUGCUACUCUCCAGACAGCAAGUCGAUCCGUCGAUCGACGAAUAUUUCGUCUCUCUUGAUGAAAGUGUUCGUUCCGAAAUGGACUGCGUUGAAGACAUUCAGGAAUUGCAUGAACAACAGAUGUGGAGUUUCGAGAACUGUUGUAAGGAUGCUGUGAUUUUCAUUGAAGAAGGUUCUGACAUGGCGCUAUGGGCAGGAUUGCGUGAAAUGGUCUACAAGGCGCUGCAUAAAUCUCGAACCGAAGCAAAAGCGAGCAAAAGUAAGUACUGA